AUGGAUCCGGGUUCUUCGCUGGAUUACAACACCCGCCACGGUAUCCCCAAGCCCGACAUCCUCUAUGCUAAUAUUGACUCUUACUUCACCGUCCGCGAGCACUUUCCGCCUCAGCCCCGACAGACCUUCGACCUCCGUUUGUCUGGACCCGAGCAGGAGCGACGAAUAACAACGGACAUUCUGACUCGGUGCAUUGAGAACAGUCCGGAUUCUGGUGAGAUGGGCACGCAGAAACUCACUCUCCAGACCCUCAGGGUGCUACAGGUCCGCGAUGGGUCGACUUCGCAGGUGGUGCUGGUUAAAAUCAUUAAGGGUGACCUCGCCAACAUGCUGGUAGUCGCCAAGUUCUAUGAUCCGCUGUACUACAACCACCGGAAAUCUGAAGUCGAUCCGUUCCGCUGCGUCGAGGAGGAAUAUACCCGGGAGACGGCGGUUUACCAACACCUGCAUCAGCAUGGUCUGAGUGACUAUAUUCCCCAAUUCUGCGGAUCCUAUUCGCUUGACAUGCCAGUUCCCAAUAGAGGCAUUCGUCAGGUGCUUCUGAUCCUCGUGGAGUUCAUGUCGGGGUUCUCCAUGGACCGUCUUCGUCUCGACCGACUCGCCGUGGAGACCCGGCAACACAUCAUGGAGCAGAUCGUCAGAGCCGAGUCCAGAUUCUACGCCGUCGGCCUGCGGCACAAGGGCCUUUGCAGGCGUAUCAUCAUGGUCGAGGGAGUCAGGAACCACGACCCUACCUGUCGACCGUACAUCACUAUAACUGACUUUGGGCAAGCGUAUAUCGGUUGCGCCACUCGCAAAUCUCGCUGA
Aspergillus fijiensis CBS 313.89 is the source of this 807-nucleotide messenger RNA. RefSeq lists its product as uncharacterized. Bases 1 to 807 code for a protein of 268 amino acids. NCBI's taxonomy places the organism in Eukaryota, Fungi, Ascomycota, Eurotiomycetes, Eurotiales, Aspergillaceae. The record is from RefSeq and is a predicted model, not a curated record. Gene Ontology annotation, biological process: protein phosphorylation. The transcript has a single exon. Gene Ontology annotation, molecular function: ATP binding; protein kinase activity.